AUGAUUGAUGAUUUAAAAAGAUACCUCAUAGAAUUUCCUCGCGAACUAUCAUAUCGAGAUUACCAAGUCAUCAAACGGAAUGUUUAUAAAGCUUUCUACUGGACUGUCACCUGCGAGGGAAAAUAUCUUCAUGAACUCUUCGAAGGUAUUGGAGAGAAUCAAAUUGCGGACUUGAGAGACUAUAAGUGGGUAGUUAACGGGAACACUGAAGGGAAACCCUUCUACAGUAAUGUCAAAGCCACGGAUUACAGUCACCCAAAAGAUCAGAUUUGUGGCUACACAUUCAAGGAAGGUGAUCCCAUCUAUAGGUGUGAGGAAUGUGGUUAUGAUGAAACGUGUGUGUUAUGUGCACAUUGCUUUAAUGAGGAUGAUCAUUUGGAUCAUAAUAUAUCAUUCUACUAUUCCAGCGCAAAUAACGAGGGAAUGUGUGAUUGCGGAGAUCCAACGGCUUUCGUUCGAAAUCUUCGCUGUGCUUGUCGAAAAACAUUGACUAUAGAUUCAGCCUUCACUGAGGCGAUAUCUCAGGUGGUAAAGUGCAUUUUCAAGUAUGCAUUGGACGUAACAAACUUUUCCAUCAGUACCUUACCCUUCAUUCAUCGCAUCCUCGAUAAUGACUCGUUCAUGAGUACUAGACAAUUAUCAGACUUUAGCUCCUUGCCAGUCCAUGAAUAUGGUGUCCUGGAUGAGAAUACUGGGUCGUCAUGGUAUCUAGUUUUAUGGAACGAUGAAUAUCACAACUAUGACGAGGCAAGACGAGCAAUUAAUGCCGCUACUUCUGUUUCAUACGAAACUGCUGAGAAUUUGGCCAGACUUAUAAGCUCUUCUGGUAGAGCUGUCCUUAAGGAGGCAAUUGAACCCACUUCCUUGAUUCCAUCACAAAGAGCUGCUGAAAGGGAUGGUUUAAUCUGUACCAUCAUGUCCAAGCGUGAUUAUGUUCGUGAGAUGAUUGUUGCGGCGGCUUUUAGUUGGGUCUGCGCUGUCACAUCUUUCUCGGGCAAUAGUGCAUUUCGUGACGAGUGCAAACGUCAACUAUCAAAUGUCCUUCUAGCAUCUAAUUUUAUCUUCUCUAAAAGCUUGUCCUCUGAAGCUUUCAAAGGGUACACCGGCAAUUUGAAACAAAAUUUUUUUGAGUGCGGACUUAUCGUGGACGGAGAACGCGAGGAUCUAUCGCCAACAGCUUUUAACGAUCUAGAAGCCUAUUCUUUCGACUCUUCAGUCCUCACUUUUUUGAAACCGCUGGCCAUGAAAACGCCUGAUUCAAUCCUUCAAUACUUGAUGCUAUUCGAGAUACGUUUGCCACUUUCGACCAGGCGGCUCCUAAGAAGAAUCAUAUUAACUUUGCUAGGUGGUGAUCGUGAAUUGAAGAUGCUUUUCGCAGAGCAAUACUUGAAAUUAUACCCCCACCUUUUAAUAACCUCUGCGCUUUCGGACAGAGAAGAUAAUCUCGCGUGCAUGGAUCAUAUCCGUGUGCAGCUAUUCACCUGUCCGAAAACUAAUGUAAGAAUCCUAAAUUCUGGCAGCCUCACUAGGAUAUUGGCACCUCUUUGCUGGCUAAUUGAGAGGUAUUCAAGCACAUUCAACGAAUCGACUCAGGUUAUCAAUUAUGAUGAGAGAGCUCUUGAAGCUCGAGGAAAGCGAGAUAGGAGUGCAAUUCAAAGAGCCAUCUUUUCGGCUCUCAAUGAUCUCACACAUAUAUUGAGUAAAGUUCAGUUCUCUACUUUAUCCGACUCCUUUCCGAGCCUUCAGGAAGUUUACCUAUUGAUCACGUUGAUGAAAUUUUAUCAAGGUUCAUCUACUAUAGUACGAAAAUUGGGCGACCAUGUCACUCAUGAGCUGCUUAACGAUGCUCUAUUAUUUCUCCAGAAAGCAAUUCCGAUAUAUUAUAUUGUUCGUUGUUUCACAAACCUCUUCCCGGAGAAUUCGAAAAGUGCAGCUACCAUCUUGAAAGCAACGUUGCAUCUCAUCUGGUCUCAUGAAAAAACAUUUGAAAGUGAUAAAACAUUUGUGGAAAGCUACUUGGUGAGUUCUCGGCCAGUUUCGUUCAUCAAUCCAAUCAAUUCCUUUGUAUCGUACUUGAUUCAGCAUUGUUCUUCAUCCGAAUUAAGGCAAGUCUUUGAGGGACGAGAGCGAAGCUUCAAAUAUAUCACGGAAAUCUCUCUAAGAAGCAUUGUGUUAGCUGCACAGAUAAGAGUUGGGUUCUGGAUACGAAACGGAGCCUCUGUGUCUCGAGAGGCAUCAUACUAUACGUUGAUUUCCAUGAGGGAGAUGUCAUACUUUAAAAAUAUGCACUUUAUACCUUCUGCAGGUGUUUUACCAUUGGGUGAGGUUACCUAUUUGCGAGAUCUCCAUAACUUACAAAUUGGUUUCGCAUUUCAUGAAUUAAAUCUGAUGUUUGAGCUCUUCUUGAAACGAUGGGAAAUUCAAGAUUGGUUCUACGGUAAAGUACCAUCUCAGGAGACGAUAUAUGAGGACCGCUUUUACUACAUUUGUGAGGAGAUGGUGACAACAUUGUAUCAUAUUUUCACCAACCGCUCCUCUUUUUCAUUCACAACUAACAACAAGUCAUCGCAAGAACGUAUUAAGAGACUAUGCUAUUCCCUAUGUGAAAGUCCAAAGUCAUUUUCUGAGUUGGUCUCUGAUUUAGAUGAGGAUUAUUCUGAUAUACCAGCAUUUGAAGAGCUGUUGCGUACGUGUGCCACUUUACAAAAACCCUCUGGCCUCACUGACUCGGGAAUGUACAGACUCAAGGCAAACUACUAUGAUCAGUUGGAUCCCAUGAGUAUUUUUUUGGAAAGUAGCAAGUAUGAGGCAGUAUCUUGUUCGUUGUUGAAAAAUUUAUCUCGUCUGAGCAACAUAAGCGAAGAUGAGAUUGUGUUAUCACCACAGAUUAUGUAUGCAGAGGAUUCUUUUCUUAACGACGGUCUACUUCGAUUUUAUUCUAGCUUUUUCUUCGCAAAGUUGGUAUACAAACUUCUUCGUGAAUCCGUUGAAUCUGAGCAGGAGAUCUUUAUUCUGAAAUUGUUGCACUUGGUUCACGCUGUGCUAAUUGAUAUAGAACGAGAUGCAGAGAACAUUAGAUUACUUGAAGCAUUCAUUAGCAUCCCUGUGUGUGAUCUACUCCUCAACGUCGUGGAGUCCUCGAUGUCAUCAUCUGUUGUUCGUAAAGCAGAUCAUUUGCUUAUGAGGUUUAUUGAAUUAGAUCCUCGUGUUAUGAAAUCACUUCUUGAUUGCUUUGGUGAGGAACACAUUCAGCUGUACAAAAAGCGAAAGAUAGGCUCUGCAUCUCACGAAGCUGAGAAAAGAAAGACAACUGCGGAAAAAAGAAAGAACAAAGUAUUCAAGAAACUUGCGAAACAGCAGAAAGAUUUUUCGGCUCGCCAUGGGUCAUCGUUUGCAGAGACUAUCUCAGACGAGCCGCCAAAGCGUGCCGCGAGACGCUGUUGCGUCAUUUGUGGGGAACAGGAAUGUUCGGUUCAACUUUUCGGUAUUCUUCUUUGCAAAUCCCUGAGUUCUACCUUUUGGAAGGUACCGCCUUUCCAUGACGUUUACAACCAGCUUGCAUUCGAAGAUUACGGUACACACCUAUCAAGAAACAAAGAGCAAGUUUAUUCCGUAGGUUAUCCGUACAAGCAAAUGAGGGAACGGGGUUUGGCUUCAAAAAUCUCUGCGCCUGUCGCCACAUCAUGUUGUCAUGGUAUACAUUACAAGUGCUAUCUUCGUCAGCAACAUAGCUUGCAGUACGUUCCAUGUCCACUUUGUCACAACUUGCAUGACACAUUUAUACCUAGCUUCACUCCACCACUGGUUUCCCGAAUGCUCGACUACUGGAGCGACAGCACAAUGGAUCUCAAGGUUGCUGAGCCUGCUGUAUGUGAAGUCAAUUCUUUGUUGCUUUCAAAGCAUCUUAUUGGUGAAACUUACUGGGCUGAAGAUGCUACUCCUCUCAAAAAAAUGUCUCAUCAAAUAUACCAGGCAGUUAUGAGAUCUCUUCCGAAUGAUGAUCGGAGAGCUGAAAAUCUCAGUCUGCAGAAAAUUAUGAUCUCUCGUCUCAUAGCAGAUACGAUUCGUGCAAACGAAAUUGCGAGUCGAAUCAAUGGUGAUGCGGCCUAUUCAAAUUUUCUAGAUGAUGUAUCGCCACAAGCAAAGACAACGCUUUUGUCAUUGUUCCAAUUACGCUGCUACUUAUCUGCGUUUGCGACAAAUCUACCAAUUCAGGAUCCCAACGUUGUUGCACGCAUGCCCGACUUGAAUAAUGAGAACUCUCUAUUCUCACAGGUCAUAAUCAAGCUUCUCUAUGGCAAAGAUCAUCCCAUCGAUUGCAUUAAAUGGGGAUAUCACAACUUACUCGCAACUCUGACUUUUGAAUUGGUUGAUGGCAUUAAAAGCCGAUAUCCCUCCGCCAUGAAGCAUCAUGACACUUCUCGAAUACUGCAGCUGGAAUACAACCUCCUUUUAUCAUAUGUGAGAAGUUUUCUAAAAAAUAUUUGGCUACCCUUUGAAAAAACAGAUGCAGACUUGAUGUCUGUGCUCGCCUUCGUAUUGAAAGCAUUACAACGAAUCUCGUUGACCUAUUUGAGACAAUGUGCUUUGAUGUGGGAUAUCUUGAGUAGUCAACAAUUAGAAGACUUAGCGUACGUCUCAUCUGCUGAAAUUCGGGACUUGAAGCUGAAGUUACAAGGAUCAGGGAGCGUUGAACUGCUUGAUACCCUCUGUAAGUUUUUCGACAUCGGAAGCCCUAUCGAAGUUAUUAAAAGCAUAAUGUAUGGCGGUUCGGAUCAAAAUCACACGUUAGAUAUAUUUCAACACUAUGAUGCCACCAAAUAUGAAGAAGACAAGUCAAAGCUGAGAACUCUUAUUGACUUUCCUGGAAGGAUUUCUUUGCUCGAGAUGCCACAUGAUUACAAUUCUUGUCUUGUUGAUCCCGUAUAUAAGAAAAAGAGGCCUCAACCCGACUCAGUCUGCCUCACAUGUGGCGCCUAUCUCAGUCACAAACGCCUCCUCCUUCAUCCUUUAGAAUGUGGAGUAAUGCCUGUGUACUUUGUUCCUGACAAGAAUAACUUGAAAGUUCUUGUUCAAGUUGCGUCCGCUUCUAUUGAGGUUAUGAUUCCAGCUCCCUAUUUGACAGCGCAUGGUGAAGUGAAGAAGAGGGGCGUCCCAGGUAAAGCUACGUUAAGUCAAGCCCGAUACUUGCAUCUCAAUAAGCUUUGGCUUAACCAGGGGCUAUUUGGGUUUGCGACAAGGUCAUUGUUUGAUAGUAGAAGGCCGCAGAUCUUUCGACCUGACCUUCAAGUUUUUGAAGACGAUUUUUUUGAGGAUGACAUCGAAGACUUCAACGAUGAUGUCGAUGCUUUUGAUCCUGACUAA
Messenger RNA from Candidozyma auris, 5364 nucleotides. RefSeq names its product E3 ubiquitin-protein ligase (gene UBR1). The record is from RefSeq and is a predicted model, not a curated record. Gene Ontology annotation, cellular component: cytoplasm; ubiquitin ligase complex. Gene Ontology annotation, molecular function: zinc ion binding; ubiquitin protein ligase activity. The transcript has a single exon. NCBI's taxonomy places the organism in Eukaryota, Fungi, Ascomycota, Pichiomycetes, Serinales, Metschnikowiaceae. Gene Ontology annotation, biological process: ubiquitin-dependent protein catabolic process via the N-end rule pathway; protein ubiquitination. The coding region runs from base 1 to 5364 and encodes 1787 amino acids.